AUGCCAGCCCUGGGCGUGGCUGAGACCAGCACCUCAGCUGCUUUUGACUUUGGUAUAAACCCUCGCCUUGGACAGGCAGCUAUGGGGACAGUCCUCUCGGCUGAGUUCCUUGUCCUGCAGAUCCGGGAGAUGUCUCCGCAGACUCGUCCUUGCUUUAAUUGUUCCAUCUUUCCUGGAGAGCUGGCCCCAAACGGUUCAAGGAGCCUAGUUUUCUGCAAUGGCAGUGAGGUCAAGGGAGUCUUUGAAGCUGAGGACUUGAACCUGACUGAUGAGGCCCUGAGGCUGAAGUACUUGGGGCCACAGCAGACAGAGCUCUUUGCUCCCAUCUGUGCCACCUACCUGUUGAUCUUUGUGGUGGGCACUCUGGGCAACGGGCUCACCUGCACCGUCAUCCUCCGCCACAAGGCCAUGAACACGCCCACCAACUUCUACCUCUUCAGCCUCGCCGUGUCCGAUUUGCUGGUGCUCCUGGUGGGCCUGCCCCUGGAACUUUAUGAAAUGCAGCACAAUUACCCAUUCCAGCUGGGCGCAAGUGGUUGCUACUUCCGAACACUGCUCUUUGAGACUGUCUGCCUAGCUUCAGUGCUCAACGUCACAGCCCUGAGUGUGGAGCGCUAUGUGGCGGUGGUGCACCCGCUCCAAGCCAAGUCUCUGAUGACUCGGGCCCAUGUGCGCCGCAUGUUGGGGGCCAUCUGGGUCCUCUCUGUCCUCUUCUCUCUGCCCAACACCAGCCUACACGGCCUCCAGCAACUACACGUACCCUGCCGGGGUCUGGUGCCCGACUCAGCUAGGUGUAUGCUGGUGGGUUCCCCUGUCUUCUACAAUUUGGUGGUUCAGAUCACCACACUGAUCUUCUUCUGCCUGCCCAUGGUCACCAUCAGUGUGCUGUACCUGCUCAUUGGGCUGCGGUUGCGGAGGGAAGGGAUGUUGCUCCGAGAACAGGCUAAGGGCAGGAAAACUGCACCAGCCCAGAAGACCUGCCAAAGAAAGCUUCAGCUCCGACAUAGGGGACGGAGACAGGUGACCAAGAUGCUAUUUGCACUGGUUGUGGUGUUUGGCAUCUGCUGGGCUCCAUUCCACGCCGAUCGCCUCAUGUGGAGCUUGGUGUCCAACUGGACCGAUGGCCUGCACCUGGCCUUCCAGUUUGUACAUGUUAUCUCCGGUGUCUUCUUCUACCUCGGCUCAGCAGCCAACCCAGUGCUCUAUAGCCUCAUGUCCAGUCGCUUCCGAGAGACCUUCUGGCAAGCUCUGGGCCUUGGACCCCCGUGCUGUCUCCACCGCCAUGCCCGCCACGGCUCCCAUAACCUCAGCAGGUUGACCACAGGCAGCACUCUGUGUGACGUGGCCUCCAGGAACAGCAGAGUUGGACCCCUGGCUGAGAAUGAGGAUCCAAGAGGUCAGCAAGAGACAGAUCUCUCCUGAGUAAAAUCUGGAAGGAGACUUACCCUCAGGGCCAGAGGGCCUCAUAC
Acomys russatus (golden spiny mouse) is the source of this 1469-nucleotide messenger RNA. It is a transcript of the gene Nmur1, whose product is annotated as neuromedin U receptor 1. The coding region runs from base 1 to 1422 and encodes 473 amino acids. Gene Ontology annotation, biological process: G protein-coupled receptor signaling pathway. The record is from RefSeq and is a predicted model, not a curated record. Lineage: Eukaryota; Metazoa; Chordata; Mammalia; Rodentia; Muridae. Gene Ontology annotation, cellular component: plasma membrane. Gene Ontology annotation, molecular function: neuromedin U receptor activity. The transcript has 3 exons.